Globicephala melas (long-finned pilot whale) is the source of this 2090-nucleotide messenger RNA. Its product is annotated as neuroligin-2-like. Gene Ontology annotation, cellular component: plasma membrane; synapse; postsynaptic specialization membrane. Gene Ontology annotation, molecular function: signaling receptor activity; neurexin family protein binding. Gene Ontology annotation, biological process: postsynaptic membrane assembly; presynaptic membrane assembly; modulation of chemical synaptic transmission. NCBI's taxonomy places the organism in Eukaryota, Metazoa, Chordata, Mammalia, Artiodactyla, Delphinidae. The record is from RefSeq and is a predicted model, not a curated record.
GGGAAGAAGCCGGUGAUGCUGUUCCUGCAUGGUGGCUCCUACAUGGAGGGCACCGGUAACGUGUUGGAUGGCUCUGUCCUGGCCACCUACGGCAACGUCAUUGUAGCCACACUCAACUACCGGCUUGGGGUGCCUGGUUUUCUCAGCACUGGGGACCAGGCUGCAAAAGGCAACUACGGGCUCGUGGACCAGAUCCAGGCCCUGCGCUGGCUCAGUGAGAACAUUGCCCACUUUGGGGGCGACCCCGAGCGCAUCACCAUCUUCGGAUCUGGGGCAGGGGCCUCCUGUGUCAACCUUCUGAUCCUCUCCCACCAUUUGGAAGGGCUGUUCCAGAAGGCCAUCGCCCAGAGUGGCACUGAUAUUUCUAGGUGGUCUGUCAACUACCAGCUGCUCAAGUACACGCGGCUGCUGGCGGCCAAGGUGGGCUGUGACCGGGAGGACAGCGCAGAGGCUGUGGAGUGUCUGCGCCGUAAGCCUUCUCGGGAGCUGGUGGACCAGGACAUACAGCCCGCCCGCUACGAUAUCACCUUUGGGCCCGUGGUGGACGGUGACAUAGUCCCCGAUGACCCUGAGAUCCUCAUGCAGCAGGGAGAAUUCCUCAACUACGACAUGCUCAUCGGUGUCAACCAGGGAGAGGGCCUCAAGUUCGUGGAGGACUCGGCGGAGAGCGAGGACGGCGUGUCCGCCAGCGCCUUCGACUUCACCGUCUCCAACUUUGUGGACAACCUGUAUGGCUACCCGGAGGGCAAGGAUGUGCUGCGGCAGACCAUCAAGUUUAUGUACACGGACUGGGCCGACAGGGACAAUGGCGAGAUGUGGCACAAGACCCUGCUGGCGCUCUUUACCGGCCACCAGUGGGUGGCACCGGCUGUGGCCACCGCCAAGUUGCACGCUGACUACCAGUCCCCUGUCUACUUUUACACCUUCUACCACCACUGCCAGGCUGAGGGCCGGCCCGAGUGGGCAGAUGCAGCGCACGGGGAUGAGCUACCCUACGUCUUUGGUGUGCCCAUGGUGGGUGCCACCGACCUCUUCCCCUGCAACUUCUCCAAGAAUGAUGUCAUGCUCAGCGCCGUGGUCAUGACCUACUGGACCAACUUCGCCAAGACCGGCGACCCCAACCAGCCGGUGCCACAGGACACCAAGUUCAUCCACACCAAGCUCAACCGCUUCGAGGAGGUGGUGUGGAGCAAGUUCAACAGCAAGGAGAAGCAGUACCUGCACAUCGGCUUGAAGCCGCGCGUACGCGCCAACUACCGCGCCAACAAGGUGGCCUUCUGGCUGAAGCUCGUGCCGCACCUGCACAACCUGCACACGGAGCUUCCGCCGCGCCCGCCCCCUGGUGCCCCCGGCACUCGCCGCCCCCCGCCUCCGGCCACCCUGCAGCCCGAGCCCAAGCCCGAGCCGGGCCCCCGGGCCUACGACCGCUUCCCCGGGGACUCCCGAGACUACUCCACGGAGCUCAGCGUCACCGUGGCCGUGGGCGCCUCCCUCCUCUUCCUCAACAUCCUUGCCUUCGCCGCCCUCUACUACAAGCGGGACCGGCGGCAGGAGCUGCGGUGCAGGCGGUUCAGCCUCCCCACCCACCGCCCCGGCGGCUUGGGCACCGGCGUGCCCGGCGGGGGCACCCUGCUCCCUGCUGCCGGCCGUGAGCUGCCACCCGAGGAGGAGCUGGUGUCGCUGCAGCUGAAGCGGGGCGGGGGCGUCGGCGCGGAACCUGCGGUGGCCCUGCGCCCCGCCUGCCCGCCCGACUACACCCUGGCCCUGCGCCGGGCGCCGGACGAUUUGCCACUCUUGGCCCCCGAGGCCCUGACCCUGCUGCCCAGCGGCCUGGGGCCACCCCCUCCCCCGCCGCCCCCCUCCCUGCAUCCCUUUGGGCCCUUCCCCCCGCCUCCCCCCACCGCUACCAGCCACAACAACACGCUCCCCCAUCCCCACUCCACCACUCGGGUAUAGGGGGCGGCUCGGGGAGGCCCCCCUCCCCGGCCCUCCCGGCCAGCUCAGAAGGCAGGGAGGAGGACUUGGCGACAGGCUUUUGUCGUGUGGAGCUGUGACACAUCGAGGAGCUUUAGGUGGACAUGGGUUUCCUC